Messenger RNA from Adineta steineri, 924 nucleotides. The record is from the annotation of a GenBank genome assembly. NCBI's taxonomy places the organism in Eukaryota, Metazoa, Rotifera, Eurotatoria, Adinetida, Adinetidae.
AUGGAGGUUUUCGAAUCAUUUUAUCAAAAUCCAAUUCUACGAGAAUAUUUUAAUCCCAAGCAAUUUCAUGUGACACCAUGGGUACGUGAUGUCAUUGGCAUACAUCAUCCAUUUGUCUUUGAUUUUGAAAGAAAAUUUUUUGAUAAAACAUAUGCUCACCAUAUUUAUGAGUGGAUGAAUAAAUGGUGGUGGUUAAGUAUUGUUUAUUCAAUAAUUUAUGUUGGAUUAAUUUAUUAUGGUCGAUCAUUAAUGGAAAAACGUGAACCUUAUCAAAUACGAGGAUUAUUAAUUUUAUGGAAUAUGUCAUUGGCUUUAUUUAGUAUAUUUGGAAUGAUACGUUGUGUACCUGAAAUGAUCUAUGGUUUAACUCAAAAAGGUUUACAAUAUACUAUUUGUGAUAAUAGUAAUAUAUAUAGUGUCACUGGAUUUUGGAUAUCAAUAUUUUGUAUAUCAAAAGUUCCUGAACUUAUUGAUACAUUAUUUAUUGUACUUCGAAAACAAAAAUUAAUUUUUCUUCAUUGGUUUCAUCAUGCUACUGUUUUAAUUUAUGCCUGGUAUAGUUAUCAUGAUUGGACAGCUAGUGGACGUUGGUUCGUUUUUAUGAAUUAUAGUGUUCAUGCACUUAUGUACUCGUAUUAUGCAUUUCGUGCUAUGCGAUUUCGUAUACCAAAAUGGGUAUCAGUAACAGUUACAAUAUUUCAAUUAUCACAAAUGGUUGUCGGAUGUUUUGUUAAUUAUAAAGCAUAUGUGUAUAAACAAGAUGAUGUACCUUGUCGAGUCGCUUAUGCUAAUAUAUUCUGGUCAUUUGUUAUGUAUGCAGUUUAUUUUGGUUUAUUUUUACAUUUCUUUUUCGUAUCAUAUUUAACAAAAAAACCAACAGACAAAAAAAUUACAAAUGAAAGUGAACGCAAAAAGAACAAAUAA